Molecule: messenger RNA, 1197 nt
Organism: Acaulospora morrowiae
Lineage: Eukaryota; Fungi; Glomeromycota; Glomeromycetes; Diversisporales; Acaulosporaceae
Source: the annotation of a GenBank genome assembly
UCAAGUAGCGAAAUUCUGUUUGUGUGCGUGGCUGGGUACAUCGCUGCAAAAUAUGGAAUAAUAACUUCAAGUGCACAGAAGGGAAUUACAUCACUAAUAAUAAACAUUUUGAUGCCCUGUCUUUUGUUCUCAGAAGUAGGAUCGGACAUAGAUAUAUCCAAGUUGAUAUCACUUUGGCCUGUACCAACUUUCUUCGGAAUAUUUGCGAUAAUCAGUGCAUUACUUGGAUUUUUUGUCGGAAAAUUUCUAAAUUUGUCGUCGGCAAAGACAAAAUUUAUUAUGACAGGAAUUAUGUUUAAUAAUGUGACUUCGCUUCCAUUGGGCCUAUUAAGAGGCAUAGAAAAUACUAGUGCGAUGGAGUUAUUAGUUAAAGAUGAAGUAGACACACCGGGAGAGUCGAUAAAACGCGGAAAAUCUUACAUACUACUAGCCGUCUUAUUUGGGACUUUGUUAAGAUGGAGUUUUGGUGCCUUUCUGCUCAAAAAAGAAAGUACAAACGAUGAAGAAGAUCCGUUAAUCACCCCAUCGAAAGCUUUACCUCCCAUUCAUUAUGUUCGAUCAUCCUCAUACGCUGCAACGACAUCCUCUCAACCAGACGAAAGCACUCAACUAUUGAGAUCAACAAAGAGAACAUUAUGGACGGAGACGAAACGAUUAUUGAACAAGUAUAUUAAGAUAUUUAGGAGUGUCAUGAAUCCUCCAUUAUACGCUGCUGUGAUUUCAUUGAUUGUUGGCACAGUACCACCGCUCAAGAACGUAUUUUUUGGUCAUGACGCCGCCUUUUCUGUUCUGUCUCAGGCCACAGAAUACAUUGGCACCAUAACGAUACCACUGACUUUAAUCUCACUUGGAGCGCAGUUAAAAAAUAUGCAAUGUUCUAAAGGAAAUCAAAUAUUAUCAACGAUUGGUUAUAUAAUGGCUUGUCGUUUUUUCAUAAUGCCGAUAAUUGGAGUGGUGUUGGUGUUAGUCACUAAGUCCUGGUAUAUGCAGGAUCCGAUGCUUUGGUUUGUCUUAAUGUUGUUCGCUAGUGGACCGACGGCCAUAGGUUGUAUAAACUUGGCGCAGUUAAAUGAAUCCUUCGAAGAAGAGAUGGCGGCAUUAUUAUUUUACUCUUAUGUGGCCGUCCCGCCACUUCUCACCCUUAUAGUGAUGAGUAUGCUGACAGUUAUUGGAAGUGUCAAUUCAUUUAUAGGUUAA